Cannabis sativa is the source of this 2019-nucleotide messenger RNA. Its product is annotated as bifunctional 3-dehydroquinate dehydratase/shikimate dehydrogenase, chloroplastic. Bases 253 to 1785 code for a protein of 510 amino acids. The transcript has 10 exons. Lineage: Eukaryota; Viridiplantae; Streptophyta; Magnoliopsida; Rosales; Cannabaceae. Gene Ontology annotation, biological process: chorismate biosynthetic process; shikimate metabolic process. The record is from RefSeq and is a predicted model, not a curated record. Gene Ontology annotation, molecular function: 3-dehydroquinate dehydratase activity; shikimate 3-dehydrogenase (NADP+) activity.
AAUGAUCUGUUUGACAUGCUAAAAACAAGUCUGCAAUAAAAAAUAUAUAAAAAAAAUAGAAUUUCUAUAUAUAAAAAAAAAAAUUAUACGUCAUAUACACUCAUUUUUGUAGAGUGCAAUUGACAAGUCCUCUAGAGGUUAUAGUCAUUUAUUUAUAUAAAUAAAAAUAUAUAUAUAUGUGCGUAGUUGUGUUCUUCCAACUUCCAAUAAGUUUCAAACUCUUUAUUUUGAGUACUUUUUUCUGAAAUUGUGAUGGCAUUUUUCAAUUUAAAAAGGAAUCUUGUGGUGUGCGCACCCAUAGAGUAUGGAAGCUUGGACCAAAUGGUGGCCUCCAUGAAUGAGGCUAAAGCAGAAGGAGCUGACCUUGUGGAGCUUCCCAUAUCUUUUUCUUCUAACAUUUCUCAACUUGACAAACUCAUCAAACAACGAACUCUCCCUGCUAUUCUCUCCUUUAGGACCGGUGGCAAUAGUGGCUCCAAGAAAACUUCUUUGCAAGUGUUGAAAAUGGCUCUUCAAUCAGAUGUAGAAUUCGUAGAAAUGGAGUACGAGGUGGCUUCUGAUAUAGCUAUGGCCGAACACAAACCUUUAAACAGCCAAAUAAUUGUAUCAAGCUAUGUAAAUGGUAGCAAACCCUCAUCAGAAAAACUUAGCAAUCUUAUUGCUUGUAUGCAAUCCACUGGGGCUGAUGUUAUCAAACUAAUAGUUGAAGUGCAUAACAUCAUAGAUGUAGCUCCAAUUUUCCAUAUGCUUACUCAUUGUCAGGUGCCAUUAAUUGCUACUGCAGUGGGAAGCAGAGGUCUUAUAAGCCAACUUUUGGCACCUAAGUUUGGUGGAUUUUUAGUGUAUGGUUAUCUAAAAAGCCACCCUAUUCCUGGCUUACCAACUUUGGUUAGCCUUAAACAAACUUAUGAGCUUGAACAUGUAAAUGAGUACACAAAAAUCUUUGGCCUUAUUUCAAAUCCUGUUGGUCAUAGUAAAGGUCCUAUUCUACACAACCCUGCUCUGAGACAUAUUAGAUACAAUGGAAUUUAUGUUCCCAUGAUGGUUGAUAAUGUCAAUGAAUUCUUUCAAACGUACACAAGCAUGGACUUUGCUGGUUUCAGUGUUGGCAUACCACAUAAAGAAGAAGUGGUAAAAUGUUGUGAUGAAGUUCAUCCACUGGCUAAGUCCAUAGGAGCUGUAAAUACCAUAGUAAGAAGGCCAAGUGAUGGAAAGUUGAUUGGUUACAAUACAGAUUCUGAGGCUUGUAUUACUGCCAUAGAGGAUGCACUAAGAGAAAGAGAAGUUGCCAAUGGGGUUGUACCACAUGCUUCUUCUCCAAUUUCUGGGAAACUUUUUGUGCUGGUGGGAGCAGGAGGAGCAGGAAGAGCAUUAGCUUUUGGAGCAAAAGACAGAGGUGCCCGGGUUGUAAUAUUUAACCGAAAUUACGAGAGAGCAAAAGCUCUUGCAUUGGCAGUUUCAGGAGAAGCUCUACCGUCUGAGGUUUUAGACAGCUUCUGCCCCGAAAAAGGAAUGAUAUUUGCAAAUGCCUCUUCUAUUGGAAUGGAACCAUACACAAAUGAAAGUCCUAUUUCAAAGGCGGCAUUGGGAGCUUAUGACUUGGUUUUUGAUGCUGUUUACACUCCGAAAAAUACAAGGCUUUUGCAAGAGGCUGCUGAGGUUGGGGCCGUUGUGGUGAGUGGAGUUGAGAUGUUCAUCAGACAAGCCAUUGGUCAGUUCAGCUUAUUUACUGGAGGUCCAGCUCCAGAAGAUGUCAUGCGUAAGCUGGUUCAAGAACAAUUUUGAGUAUUGUAAGAGGUCCUUCUGAGACUACUGCCUUAAAGUAACCGCACAUAAUUAAGCAAGUUAAGAGAUUAUGUGGGGGCGAAAAUAUGUACAUAAAUUUGUGUGAAUUGUAAUUAAAAUCAAAUAAAUUAAACGUGCUGUGAUAUCCUUAACAUUUCUCAAAGCUAAAACACUGAAAUAUACUUUCAUUCCACCUGAUUUGAUGUGGGGAAUUUAAAAUCCAAACUCUUGAAA